Molecule: messenger RNA, 1723 nt
Organism: Ziziphus jujuba (common jujube)
Lineage: Eukaryota; Viridiplantae; Streptophyta; Magnoliopsida; Rosales; Rhamnaceae
Product: auxin-responsive protein IAA9
Exons: 7
Coding region: 271-1326 (351 amino acids)
Biological process (GO): regulation of DNA-templated transcription
Cellular component (GO): nucleus
Molecular function (GO): protein binding
Source: RefSeq, a predicted model, not a curated record
UAAUUUAUUUCAAAGGCUUCGAGUUUCUCGGCGAGCACAGCCUAAAAGCUUUUGUUGCUUUCUGCAUAAUGGAAGGGCCUUAAGCUUCUCUCUUUCUCUUUCUCUGUCUGUCUUUGCUUAGCUCUGCUUUGUUGCAUUCUUUUUAUUUUUAUUUUUUGUUCCUUUGAGAAUUUUGGACAAGCGUUAGUCGGCCUUCUCUUCAUUUCUUUCAUUGUCUGAUCCACAAGAGCGAGCUCUUCAGAAAGUGAAGUUUAAAAUAUUAAAGUCUUGAUGACUCCACCACUGCUGGGUGGUGAAGAAGAAGGGCAGAGCAAUGCGUCUCUGGUGGCUUCGUCACCCUCUAUAGACUGCAUCUCCUCCCAGAAUGGCUUGGGACUAAAAGAACGAAAUUACCUGGGAUUAUCAGAUUGCUCUUCUGUUGACAGCUCCACAGUGUCUAGCUUGUCAGAAGAAAGCAAGAACAAUAUGAAUUUUAAGGCCACGGAGUUGAGGCUUGGUCUUCCUGGAUCCCAAUCACCGGAAAGGGAAACUGAGCUUUGCUUGCUUGGUUCUGGGAAGCUUGAUGAGAAACCACUGUUUCCUUUGCUUCCUUCAAAAGAUGGGAUCUACUCCUCAUCGCAGAAGAAUGUUGUUUUGGGCAACAAAAGGGGAUUCUCUGACACAAUGGAUGGGUUCUCAGAGGGCAAGUUUUCUGGUAACCCAGGUAUAAAUGCGAUGCUACCAUCCAGGCCAUCUGGAGCUCAGCCAACCAUAAUGAAAGAGGUGCCCACGAAGGUGUUACAAGAAAGGUCUCGUGUUACCAAUGUAACCAGCCCUAACCAUGUCAAUGCUUCUAACAAUAGUGCUCCAGCUGCUAAGGCGCAGGUUGUUGGUUGGCCACCAAUUAGAUCAUUCAGGAAGAAUUCGUUGGCCACCACUUCGAAGAACAAUGAUGAAGUGGAUGGAAAACCAGGUCCUGGAGCUCUUUUUGUCAAGGUUAGCAUGGAUGGCGCUCCUUAUCUGAGGAAGGUAGAUCUGAGAACUUAUUCUGCGUAUCAAGAAUUGUCAUCUGCUCUUGAGAAGAUGUUCAGCUGCUUCACCAUAGGCCAAUGUGGAUCCCAUGGAGCUCCAGGGAGAGAAAAACUGAGUGAGAGUAAGUUAAGAGAUCUUCUUCAUGGAUCAGAAUAUGUGCUUACAUAUGAGGAUAAAGAUGGUGACUGGAUGCUUGUUGGGGAUGUUCCAUGGGAAAUGUUUAUUGAUUCAUGCAAGAAGUUGAAGAUCAUGAAGGGUUCUGAUGCCAUUGGCCUAGCUCCUAGGGCGGUGGAAAAAUCGAAGAACAGGAAUUAGCUCGUGUCUGAAAAUGACUGCUUUCUGGCUGCUGAAUUCUGAAGUCAAAGAUCUGAAAGUGUGGGAAAGAGGAGGAAGGUGCUAAAGUUGGAGUGGAUGGCGUCGGCUGGAAUGCGGUUCAUGAUUUCAGAAAAACGUGCGUGUCUUGUCUUUGUUGAUGUUUUGAUUUGCAAGAGAAGAAGAUGAAAAAAAGUAAAGCCGGUCUAUUAUGUCUGAAUGUUGAUUUGUUCCAGGAUGGACUUCGUUAAAGUGAUUAAAAGAUUGUUUAAGUGUUUGUGAAGUUUCAUAAUCUUUUACAGUCAUUAAGGUGUUUUGUAUCUGAAUGAAUCUAAUACAUCCUUGAAGAUGUGGAUAUUUGUGUUUCUCCAUCAACCUUCUAUCGACUUUAAUUGUGCUA